Messenger RNA from Yamadazyma tenuis ATCC 10573, 3362 nucleotides. RefSeq names its product condensin subunit (gene SMC2). The record is from RefSeq and is a predicted model, not a curated record. Gene Ontology annotation, cellular component: chromosome. NCBI's taxonomy places the organism in Eukaryota, Fungi, Ascomycota, Pichiomycetes, Serinales, Debaryomycetaceae. Gene Ontology annotation, biological process: chromosome organization. Gene Ontology annotation, molecular function: protein binding; RNA nuclease activity; ATP binding.
AUGCUUAGGAUAUUAAGACUUAGGACUACGCCGGUAGGGCUAAGAUGCCUUUCACAAAGCAAAUACACAUAUAGAAGACAUGCUGAUGAACUAACACCAGAGGAGCUCAAAGCCAAAUCAUUGUCUUUUCUCAAGGACCUUGAUGACAUUAGAAACAAGACUUCAGGAACCUCGAAAAAUACAACGAAUCAAUGGAAGGAGACAGCUACUCACGAGGAAGUGAAGCAGAUAAUUAACACAUCCCGAGGGAAACCAAAAUUUGUUGACCUAGAGAACAAGGGUUUAAAUUUAAAUCUUCUGAACAAGCAGUUAGUUGAACAAAUCAUAAAAAAUCUGGAGUACAGAGUCAGCCGAAGACUUGAUAGAAUUUCCCAGAAGUGGAGAACAAAGUUCUCUGAGAUCGUGGAAAGUUUUCCAGAUUCGAUAUUCGAAGGUAAAAAAGGAUCUCGAGAGGCUAUUAUCCAAAGGGAGUUCAAAGACGAAUUUAAAAAUGCACAUAUAGCAGCUAGCAGGGCUGGUAAGCCUUUAUCCAUCGGGGAUUUGGUGAUCAUAGAUGAAGGGAGCACAGAUUUCUUCCUCGUGGUUGCAUGUCCUCGUAGCUUUGAUGCCACAAAUUACACCUUCAUCAAUAGUAAAGGUAGAAUUAUAUUUGGGCCCAGCGUGAUGAUACGAUUCAGAAUCCCGAGUUUUUUACCAAAACAUUUCCAUCCAAUCUUGGAGAGCAUGGUCAUGCUAGAAGAAAAGACUUUGGAUAUCGCACCCAUUGGGGUGGUUGAUAAAGAGGUCUCAAGGUCUGAGGAAGCUAGACCUGUAGAGCUUAGAAAAAAUGGAACCACGAGAAAAACCCUUGAGCAUUUGGACAACUCUGCGUUCGAAAUCACUGAAGAAGAUGAGUUUAUUACUGCUCAAACUUCUUCAUCUUUGUUGAAGAAUAGUGCUGUGAAUACGUUCGUUGUUCCACCAAGUGCAAGAGAAUUGUACUCUAGUUUAUUAACACAAUUAUCCAUUGACAGCAUGACCAAAUUCAAGAGCAUGUCUUUGAAGUUGGAAUUGAUUCAUCGAGCACUACAGUAUGAUGAAUCAGAUGCGCUCAAUGUGUCACCCAGAAUCGUAUCAAUCUUUCAAAUCCUUUACUUAAUUCAGGAUCGAGGAACUGGUCCGUCGGUGAGUGGAUUGAGUCAUUUUCGGCAAAAGCACCUCGAUUGGUUCAGACGAGACAUCGGUAAGGUGUUUCUGCUAAAAGGGGGCGAGGAGGAAUCACUGUUGGGAAAGAUAAUCCGCAAACCAGAUAAGCAAGUCGAUUAUAUUGAGAGAUCUCAAUACGAUUUGUCUCUGUACUUUGCCAUAAUUCUUUUGCUCAGAAAACAGACAAGAUUGUGGAAAAUCAACGAGCAGAAUCUGAUAAACCCAGUCACAAGCAUCAUUAUUCUUCCUCUCUCCAACAAAGUUGGGAAGGAUGUGUUGGCUAGUAGAUUGAAAUCAGCAGAUGGGAAUGUAAUUAACCACAUUAUUAAAAAACUUAAUGGCAACACCAAUGAUCCCAAACCGAAGUUCUAUGAUGAAACCAUUGAGCUUUUGAAAGAUUUCAUUAUAGACAAUUUGAGAAAUGAUUUCGAAUUAGAGUCGUUAUGUGCCAGCUUGGUCAGAAAAAUUGGGCCUCAUUUGCCUAGUUAUACUGAAUACUCUUACGAAUAUGGAAGAUCUAAGGCAUAUGAUAUCUUGCAAGCUCUUGGUGAAACUGAAUACGAUAAUCCUGCAAGAUGGUCUUGGGGAUUAGAGUUGAACAGCAUUGGCGAUGCCGUCAAUAAAGAGUAUUACGACUUCCUUCAAAAAAGCCACGAAGCAGGCACUUCAAAUUCUUUGGAUGAUUUCUAUGACGAAGAUCCUAUUAAGGACCACAGAGAGGACUACAGAGAACCAAUUUUCUGCAUUGACUCAGAGUCAGCGCACGAGAUUGAUGACGGAAUUUCUCUCAAAGAGCACCUGGAUAAGUAUACGGUGUCCAUUCAUAUUGCCAAUCCGACAUCAUUUAUCAAGCCGCGGUCAAAUUUGAGUCAAAUUGCGUUUAGUAAAGGAACUACUUCAUAUUUGCCUGAAGGACCCAUCAAAAUGUUCCCUGAUUUCGUCAGUGAUCUCAGUGGAUUGGGAGUCAAUGGCCAGACCACAAGAACGUUUGGAAUAGAAUACGAUAUUCCCAAAAAUUUCCAAGAAAUGGAGUUGAAGAGUCUCCAAAAGAAUAUCCAGGAUUCCGGCAGGAUCAAGUUCUACAACACUUACAACUACCCAGAAGGUUACACCUAUAAGCACGUAGACAAAAUUCUUAGUGGUGAAGUUGCAGACUCGCACUUCGAUACUUUGAAGACGUUAAGAGAUAUAAGUGCUACACUCAAGAAAAUAAGAGUAGAGACUGGUGCAGCUCAGGACUUUGGAAUGAAUAACACUGAAUUAAAAGUUCAAUAUUGUGAAGACUCCAAACCUGAUGAGUUUCGGGUUGGGGAAGACGGGUACACCCUCAGAGUCAAAAACGUGGAAAUAUUUCUCGGGAACCCUGAACUGUCACUCGAAUCGACUUUGCUUGUAAGUGAAAUGAUGAUCGCUGCAAACCAUCUCACCAGUCGGAUUGGACGUCAAUUGGGGUUGCCAUUGAUCUAUCGAAACCAGAAGAGAAACCUCAGUGCUGAGAUUUUGCAGCAAAUGAAGGAAUUGUCGGGAGGUGACUUUCAUGAUCGAAGUCGAGUCCUCCUGUUAAUGAACAGUGCUAAGAUAGAUAUGAUCAACCAGGGUCAUGAAUCUCUUGGCUUGGGUAGCUAUUCACAAAUAACUUCUCCAUUAAGAAGAUACACAGACAUGGUAAAUCAAUGGAUGUUCCAAAGUCAUUUCCGUCAAGAAACCUGCGAGCUUAGUGUCAGUAACAUUGUUAACCACUUGCAAGCCAAAGAAAUCAUUAACAAGCAGUUCGAUCAAGUGUCUCAGAGAUUCUGGAAAGGCAUCUUUUUAAGAGAAUAUUUCCGGAUAAGAAAUGAAAUUGGCGCAGCCGAUGAGAUGUCAUUCAAAGUGUUCCUCGGGAAGCAUUUGAGUAAGGAUAAGUUACAAAUUGCCUUGGAAAACUUUUCCAAUUUCAAAACAGUGUUGAAAAUAGAUGAAACAGUACCAUUUGAUAUGACGACCGUUGAACUUAAUGCUCUGGGUAAUCUUGAUAUUACCCGAAUUGAUUUCAUUGAAAAUGAAUUAAUCUUUGAGCUUGUAAAUAGCGCAUAACCCGUUAUGCGGUACCUGUAAAUAGAGUUAAUAUUAACAUGCUGGAGCAGCAAAAACUUUAUAUAAACCUGGAAUUAAGAAUCUACGUGGGGGAUAGUUCCGUA